GUUUUUUUGAUUCUCCUUGAAUCGAUCGAUUCUCGAAUUCUCGUUCAAGUUUUCCGACGGAUCUGCAGAGAUCAUCGAAAUCAUCUUCUUCUGUCUUUCAACGAAGAAUCACGAUUUCUAUUUCGAGAAACGGACACCGUCGAAAAAAAAAAACACUCCCCAUAGAAAUCAGAAUCGUUCUUUCCCGCAAAACCUUUGCGUCUUUAUUCUCCUUUAUUCAUUCGGCCGGUGUGGAUAAUCAGGUUACCACUUUGGAGGGUGGUAGAGAGCCGAUUGCUCGAGCAUUCUCGAGGCCGUCGAGGGUGAAUCGGUUCGAUCGAUCCUGAUCGACGCCGCUCGUUUCUGAACAAUCAGAAUCCCGAAGAACACAUCGAGAGCGCUCUCGUGGCCGUCGCUAACUUCUCGUCGUUUUUUUUUUGUCUCGAGAGCCACAGGCUGAUCACGCCUUCGAAUUUCGAUUCUUUCGCCCGUUUUUCAUCCCCCUUUGCCCACUCGAACGAUCGUAAUCUCGGUCUUGGACAAACUACUUUGAGAAGCGUGUUGUCGAGGAGUGAAUAGAAACGUUGUUUCGCUGUUUGGAAAGGGUCGUUCUUCUUGAUCGAUGAUUGGUCAGGUUUUUUUUUUGCUUUUAUCCGUGGUUACGAAUUCUCGAUAUCGGGGUGAUUUUAAUUAUUCGUGAAUUAAUUUAACGCCAUUAGAUUCAUUCAUUUCUUUUUUAUUGAAUAUUAAUUCGAUAUAUAGUUUAAAUUGAACAAUAGAUGUUAUUUUACGAUGUGAUUUAAUAUUAUCGUGAUCCAUAAAUAAUAUUUCAAUUUCAAAUAGCAUUGAUUUAAUUUACACAUUUAAUAAUUACAUCGGUGAUUAUUUCAACUCGAUAAUGUCAAUUUUAAUUAAGAAAAGUUCCCGUAUUUCGAAAUAAUUCUGUUAAAAUUCAUCGUUUGCUCCAUUUCCUCUUGUCAAUAUUGUACAUUUUGUAAUCCAAGUUCUAUUUAAUUCCUUCCAUAAAUAAUGAAAUACACAUCUAUCGAAUUACAAGUGAUAGAGAUUAAAAAAAUUUUCAGGUAAAGCUAAAAAAGUUCUUACGUAAUAACACGAAACUUCAGCAUUUUAUUUAAUUCUAGUUACAUUUUAAUUAAAGUUAAGAAAAUUCGUCACAAGUCUCGAAAUAAUUAUUAAAAUAGAUGUAUCGAGAGGAUAUUGUCUAUUUUAUAAAUCUAAACAUCUCUUAACAUCUUUCGAAACGUACGUGCGAAAUGAAAAUUGAAAGAACCGAUUUAAAUCUAACAUAAUCCGCUAAGUGCCAACUUAAACCGCUCGAAAUAGAAAACGUUCGUGAGACACAUCGAUAUCAUCAGCAUUAACCUAUCUAUAUGUAUAAAACCGUGUCACAAUAUAUUCGAAUUCUAACUAUCUUCCAUUAAUGCAAAACCACUGUAGUAACACGUCACAAAACGAUCACCGACGUAGAAACGGAAUCCACCUGUCCACCACUGUUCACCGGUUAUCCUUCCCCCACCCAAUCACGAAACACACCACCAACGACGGUGAAAUCCCAUCCAACCCAAACAUAAGUCACCAGCACUCACGUUCCCCUUCGUAAAGAAGGAAUCGGUCUAACCUGGCCGGCGAGGAACUAUCCACGGAGAGAAUCCCCCGAGCGGAGCGAGUCGCAAGCAAGGAGCGAGAAAGAGAGGCAGAUAGAUAGAGCGGAUUGGAAGAAAAAGAGGCGAAAGCGAGCGAAACAGGGUUAGUAAAGACACACCGCUGUGUUCUCUCGGCCGAGCUCUCCCUCGAGUGGGGAUAACUGGUGUGAGCGGGAGGGCGGGAGGGAGGGAGGAAGAGCCGAUCGCGGCGCGGAGAGAGCGGCGAGGAGCGAGGCACGAACUUACGCCCGGUUGCGCGCAAACUCGACUCGGCUCGUGAAGUUUCGCGAGAUCUCGGCAAUCCCUCGCUCCCGAUUGGCGACGCUACGUGCGCCGGGGUGCAAAGAGCAGGGGGUAACGUUUGAAAGCCGCGUAUACGCGGCGACACGACCCGGCCGCGGCGACGGUGGCGGUGGAGGCCUACGCGGGCGCCGCGAGAGAGACACUACUCUCAGUUGUGUCAAGCUAGGCGAUCGAGUAGGACGCUCUUUAAUCGUUCCCGCCUCCGAGUUACUCUCUCACGUACACACACACCGCCUCACACACACACUCCCACACACACUUUCUCCUUCUCUCUUUCUCUCGAAAACCUCCCCUCCCCCUCCGUGCAGGUCGCGGCAAACAGAUCUCCAAGCCAACGCGACACCAGUCACACACGUGCACACAGACAGACACACACGCGCGCCCGACCGAUAUCUCUCAUCUCUCCGUGUCUCCAGCAGAAAGUAUACACACGUAAUAUACGACCAAGUUAUAAAAGUCCUCCUGUCCGACUACGAUUGUCUGCCUACUGCGUUGUGCGGGUCGCCGUUUGCGCUCCUCCGUCUCUUCAACUCUCGACGUCGGUGCCCACUUAGUCCUCCACCGAUCGCCCGUGGCUGUCCGGUACCUACUCUCUGUCUCUGUCUCUAUCUGUCUCUCUCUCUCUCCCUCUCUGCCCCUCUCUCUCUUUCUCUCACUGUUUACGCCUGCCCGUGUCGGUGGCCACACGCGCGCGUCAGCCGGCCGAGGAGAGAGUCGAUCUGACGCGGACCAACCCAACGACGCUAGUGUGAAAACGGUCGACACGUGAUACAACGUGUGCACGAGAGCCUGUCUAAAAUCUACAUUGGCCCCCCCUCCCCCCUUGGCCGAGGCCGUUGCCGAGCCACGUUCAACCAGCAGCUGUCGCAGGAGUGGCACAUGUAUGCACCGGCUCUUUGAUCACAGUCUCACUGCCCUCCCCCGUUGUCCGACCGUGUGUGUGUGUCUGUGUGUGUCGAACGCGAGUCGUCCCCGUGCCAGAGGCAGCCACCGAGGGAGCCGGUCGGGGAAACAAGGGGAGAAAGAAAACAGAUAAGGCUUCUUCCUAUAUUGCCAACCGAGCGGCCAGUGUUUCAAGGUCGCGUGCACAGCCAACUCGAGCCUGUAUCGGUGUUUACGGUGCCGUCGAACGGUAGAUAGAAAGAGAAAGGGAGAAGGAGGCCGAGGAAUCUGGAGCAGGAGGAUCAUUUAAAGCUGAACGGGCGAGAAGAGGCCGGCGAACGAGGAUAAAAAGAGGACAGAGCUCGCUGGAAGAGUCGCGAGGCCGGGAUAGAGAAUUAUAUUUUUGUUUUCCGCGGCGGGCCGCGAUUCGUCGGUGCUAGAGAGCGCUGCUGUUAGUCGUUCGGACGUUGGACGUUUUUGCGCGUCUACCUGUACAGAGAGAUUAAACGAGAAGAAAAAACGUGCGCGUCUACGUUAGGUAGAUUACAAAGAGAGAGAGAACGUCGAUAUAUUUCCUCGUUUUUAGAUAUAUACGCAUUGUUCCCCCCCUACCCCUUAUGUGUAAGUUAAUUAGGAUUAAUAAGAAGUAAAAUAAGUAUAUAAGCAAAAGAGAUGGUCGCGCGUGAAUAAUGAGCGACCGAUCGCACUAAAGAGAAUCGCGUCAAGACAAUCAAGCACAGUAGUGGGUUGGGUAUAAUAGAGAGGAAUCAUUUAAAAAAAAAAAAAAGGGAUCGAAAGGGAAGAGGUGGAAAGUAGCUACACGCGGUAUUUCCCCUCCCCUGCGGAUUAUCGAGUGAAAGAGAGUAAACGAGUAUUCGUGUCUUCAUGUGAUCUCCAGCCUCUGUACUACUUCUGUACACGCUCUAUAUAUACACACACACAUACACACACACACAUAUAUAUAUAUUAUCUACAUAGAUAUUUAUGUAUAUAAACUUCUACAUAUAUAUAUAUAUACACACAUACGAUAUAUAUAUAUAUAUUAUAUAUAUUUACACUUAUAUACAUACGUUUAUAUGUAUACACCCUUCGCACAUAUCCGAUCGUUGGGCCUCGCCAGCUGAUCCUCAUCGGAAGUAGAGCAAGGCCCGACCGUCUCUUCCCUAUCUGCUCCUAUUUUCCAGGGGCGUUCUCUGUCAAUCUUCGUGACAAUCAUUUUUCAGCUAGCUCUCUUAGCUAAAAAUAAAUACUUUGGUGACUAGGUGAAUCUCUUUAUAAGAAGUUGAAAUCCACGAUCCUCCGAGGUCUCUUCGAGGGGGAUCGCGAUUACUUAUGGAAGGAGGAAAGAAACAAUCACGAGAAUCCACGUACCUACGACGUUUCAAUUAACGUGCGAGCGAGUCGUGCGAGAGUCAUUACUUCGUCUCUCUUCAACCUCCUCGCACACUCGACACGCACAUACACGUGUGUGUGUGUGUGUGUGUAUGUGUGCGUGUAUGUGUGCGCGCGCGUGCUCCUCCGUGUCUCCGCGCGCGUGUACAUAUGUGUGUAUGCAUGUUUCCAUGCGCGUGUCUCUACCGCGUGCGUGUGCGUGUACCGUACCACCCCUGUUUUUACCUUCGCACGGCGCACAACCAACCCCCUCCAACCCCCCUCUAACUCGCUCACACAUCUUGACAAUCAUCUAACGUAUUUCUAACAGCGGAGCGAUCGCUCAUCUAGGCUAAUCGUCUCUCGUAUCUCACUUAAGGCUUGAAUCUUGCGUCUUCUGGGUGUAUCACGGGUCGCCGCCUCGUGUGUCUCGCGUGUCUGUUGAACCUUCCCCCCCUCGUGUACGUGCGUUUGUGCGUGUGUGCGCGUGCGUGUCUAAUAGUACGGUAAGGACUUCAACGGCGACAGCCCGUCUAAUCUGAUUCAGACGCAGCGCUCGUGUUAGCUCUUAAGGUAUACCUCCCCCUCCCCAAUCAGGCCCUCAGAGCCCGCUCUCCCCCCCAUUCUAGAGGCACUCUAACGUCUCACGUCCGGACGACUAGGCGCGCGUAACGGGGGAAAGAAAGGAAAAGAAAAGAAACACUCGUAGACAGAAGAAUAGAAAUAGAAAGGGGUGUAAGAAAUCGAAGCGAUCUAAACGGAUGACAAUCGGCCUCGCGGUUCGAUUCUUGUGCGCUGCGAAUCGAAUCUUGGAUCCCGUUCGGUUGACCAUCGAUCAUCCCAUCAUCGGUUAAGAGAAGAGAAGAGGGAAAGAACGGAAUCAAGUGGCCAAACUGUGGUGGCCAUCGUGCGAGUCAGGGCGAACGGCAAGCAAGACGGAAGCUCGCCAUCAUCAGGCAUCGUUGGAACGCGGCUGGCCCGGUGAGGAGCAACGAGGCAGGUUGUUCUGGAGGCUGCACUCGUUGGGCGGCCGCGGCUUGUUCGUACCCCAGUUAGGGAACGGCAAGUGUUGGUUGGCGGAGACGAUAGGCGCCGACGAGGCACGAUCCUCCAUCACCACGUAUUUUCAUUCGUACCCGUUUGUCCCGGGUGGUGCGGUGUCCCUGCCUCCGCCCCUGCUGAACAGCAUCAACAACGCGGCGGCAGCAGCGAUCACCCCCGGCCUGGUAGGACACCUCUUCGCCGGCCAGCAAGCCUGCAACAUUGGCUGCACCUGCACCUGCACCAAUAUCGCCAAUUGCAAUCCGCACCACCAUCAGCACCACCACCAUCAGCAGCAGCAGCAGCAUCAUCAUCAUCACCAGCAGCAGCAACAGCAGCAGCAUCACCAUCGGCCGCUAGCCGCAACCACGGUCCUCCUGCAACCGGUCGAGCACAUCAAAGACACCAUGGUGAGUGUCCCGGAAUUCCAGUACGCUCGAGGGGCGGGCGCGUCCCUGAUGAUGAGGGGUAGCGACGAGCUUUUGUCGCAAAGCGGAGCAGUCAGCAAUGGUGCUGCAAUGAGUCCACAACCACAUCACGCGGCCGAUAACAACAAUGACGCCAAGAAGGUUAAACUCGACAAGAGCCACAACGGCAAACUUUCGAGGGUUAUCCACAUCAGAAACAUCCCCAACGAAGUAUCGGAGGGUGAAAUCAUCCAUCUUGGCAUCCCCUUCGGCCGUGUCACAAACGUCCUCGUUCUCAAAGGGAAAAAUCAGGCGUUCCUGGAAAUGGCGGAUGAAAAUGCUGCAGCGACGAUGGUAAAUUACUAUGCCUCGUGCAUGGCCCAACUCCGUGGCAGAGCAGUCUACGUUCAAUUCAGCAACCAUCGUGAACUCAAAACGGAUCAAACGCACACCAACAAUGCGAACUCAAACAAUCAAGUCGCGCUUCCUGGACAGAAUCAGGUGGCUCAGACACAAGCAGAGACCCAAGGGGGGCCCAAUACCGUUCUCAGAGUCAUCGUCGAGCAGAUGGUUUACCCAAUUUCCUUAGACGUGCUCUAUCAGAUAUUCACACGUUUUGGCAAGGUCCUGAAAAUCGUCACUUUCACGAAGAACAAUACUUUCCAGGCACUAAUACAAUACGCCGACAUGCUGUCAGCGCAAACCGCCAAACUCUCGCUGGAAGGACAAAACAUAUAUAAUUCCUGUUGCACGUUGCGCAUCGACUACAGCAAGAUGCAGAACUUGAACGUGAAGUACAACAACGACAAGUCGAGGGAUUAUACCAACCCGUCUUUGCCAACUGGCGACGCGAAUUUAGACGCGGCAUCUCUUGCCCUGGGCGGCGAACUUCUUCCACAGUUGUUGAUGGGCGCUGGAUCGCAGCCUCGUGCAAGAAUACCCGUAGAGUCCAUUGCAGGGGCACCGGGUGUGCUGCCCACGCCCUUUGCGGCCAUGCACGGUCUACCCUCGCCCUUAGCAGGCCCGUACAACGGGGUUCCACCUGCCGGCGGAUUGGCUGGCCUCGGUGGGUUCCCUUUGGGUGCAGCUGGCCUUGGGGUACGCGUCCCCACCAAUGCGCAAACCUCCGCUGUCCUGCUCGUCAGUAAUCUCAACGAAGAGAUGGUCACGCCUGACGCUCUCUUUACCCUGUUUGGCGUUUACGGGGAUGUACAGCGUGUGAAGAUUCUCUACAACAAGAAGGACUCGGCACUGAUUCAGAUGGCCGAACCGCAUCAGGCGCACUUAGCACUGACGCACAUGGACAAAUUGCGAGUAUUUGGCAAGCAGAUCAAGGUAAUGCUCAGCAAGCAUCAGACGGUUCAGUUACCGAAAGAGGGCCAACCAGACGCUGGAUUGACGAAAGAUUACACCAAUAGUCCUCUUCAUCGGUUCAAGAAACCAGGCUCCAAGAAUUACCAGAACAUUUAUCCACCAAGUUCCACUCUGCAUUUAUCAAAUAUUCCUACAACUGUUACCGAAGAGGAGAUCAGGGAUGCAUUCACCAAAAAUGGCUUCACCGUGAAGGCAUUCAAGUUCUUCCCGAAAGACAGAAAGAUGGCGCUUAUACAGAUGCCAAGCAUGGACGAUGCUGUAGCUGCUUUGAUCAAAAUGCACAAUUACCAGUUAAGCGAGUCCAAUCACCUCAGAGUGUCAUUCUCGAAGAGCAACAUCUAACAAGAAUCACAAUUAAGCAACCUGCAGAAACCGCGAUCAAUGAGAAGGGGACCCAAGGUGAUCCAAAAUUUUAAGUGAAACUCCCAAUGUUAAAAGCGUUGAAAAACCUGUUAAAAACCAAAAACCUGUGCGGACCAAGGAAAUUCGGGGUCUGGUUCGAGCCACGCAGUAGACAAGGCUUAGUGUCUACAGAGGUUAUUAGGAGUAAAUAAUUAAACAAGAGACACGAUGCUACGUAUUGCUCGGAAGAAGGCCUUUGAAAUGGAAUGCGGAUUUCAUUGGUUAUCUUCUCAUAGACCAAAUACAAUCAUAAAAAUAGAGAUACGUAUUGGGCCAAAAAGUCUGACACCUUACUUUUACUUACAAAUAAGAUCUUAUAGCAUUGCGUUUAGCAAAUGGCGAGCAAAAGGUAAACAAAGGUCACUUCCUUUUAUCUCCAAAAGACUUUUUCCCGGCAACACGUGGUAUCUGUACUUUCACAUAAUUGCAAACACCCACGCAAACACGGACAAACCAUCGCACACUAUGUUAUACACCCUGCAUUACAUCUUCAGACAUCCUCAAACACACUGAAACACACUCAAGCAAACUUCAAUAUAAUACAUAAUAUAUAUAUUUGAUAUAUCGCAAUGUAACAGGUGUGUCCAAAAGUGCGCAGCGGCUACAUCCCAAUAAUCUAUAUUUUAUUAAUAACUGAUAAGGACUUAGGAUUAUCGACGUUAACGGUUUAUGGUAAUCGAGAGCUAGCAGAGAGAAAAAAAAAAAUUAAUCUAUUACGAAUCUGUCGUGACACACGCGGUACAUAUACAUAUAUAUAUAUAUAAAUAUUAUAUAAAUUAGAGACACGAUGAUCUGAGCACGACGAACCGAAAGAACGAAAGAGAAAGAGAGAUAGAGAACUCGUGAACACGAGAGAGAUAGAGUGAAUGGAAGCGAGCGAAUGAGCACAAUCCAGGGAAUAUCAAAGAGUUAAGUAUGAUGAUAAAUAUGUAUGUGUGUAAUCCUCCUGUUGAAAGUUCAGGAUAACGUAGUACGGUGGUUUGUAUGCCUAAUCGGGGCCUUAGGCGUCGUUCACACCAGAAUUCAAGGGAACCAGCUUUGUUCGAUUAUUCUUCGCCCAUAAAAAAAAAGAAAAAAAGAAAAAAAAAGAAAAAAGGAGAGAAUGAUAGGGGAAGAAAGGGACGAUAUCUCACGCUAUUCGAGCAAGCUUUUCUCCACGAUGGCUGUUACGCGAAUUAAAUAAAUGACGAUGAAGAGAGGAUCACUAUAACCAAUUUAGCAAGAAGAAAUAGAGAAUCGUUGAAGAGACGUUGGACCGAUUCGAAAGUAUGUUUAUCUCGAGUGAUCUUCUUCUGCAUCUCUUCUCCUCUUCUAUGAUUUUUAAAAAAAAAAUUUCUCCGUCGACAACAUAUCAUUGUGCUUUUCCUUCGAAAAGACACACAUCGUGCUUUGGGCAUCGAUCCAACGUUUUCUCUUUUUUUUUUUCUUCUCUCUUGUUUUCCAAGAGGUAUAGUGAUGCCUCGAAUUAGAUUUCGAUCAAGAAUAGCGAUUUGGUGUGCCUGUUGAGUGAUUCUGUAAUCUUCUUACCUGCUUUUCUCUUCCACGGUCGCUGUAAUUCACGUUAAAAAGGCUGGUCAGGGAAGAAACGUGAUAGAAUAUCGGUUUUCCGGACAAAAAUAUCGGUUAACCGGACUUCUAUCCAUCCGGUUCUAUCGUUAAUUGAUAUCGUUACGAUCGUAACGUCGAAUAAUAAUUGCCAAAACGCGACGAAAAAGAAAAAGAAAGAAAGAAAAAAAAAGAGAGAGAGAGAAGAAUAUUAAAGAGCGCAUGAAAGUAGCAUACAGCUGUAGGGAAGAGAAAGCGGAAACUGAGCCUAAUUAAUUAAACGCGAAGAGUUUCUCGACGACCCCAUCGAAUUUCGAAAAAAAGAAAAAAAAGAAUAGAAAAAAGAAAAAUGAAAAAAAAAAAAAAGAAAAUAGAGAGAAAGUAACGAUCUCGAUGAUCCUUGCUUUGGGAGAGGAGCGUUCAGUCGCGAGACACAGAGCAUUAAAGAAUUAUCUAAGGUUAGCUGUUAAGUGGACGAAACAAAAAAAGAAAAAGAUUUAAAAAGAAUAAAAAACAAAACGUGACACAACAUACGACACAUACGACAUGACAAAAUACAAGGAAACAAACGCAUACAUGCAAAAAACAUUUACAUUUAAACGUUCACACAGUGUACACACGAUUUAGCGUGUUAGACUCGUGUAGUAGUCCCCUUAUCCCCUACCCCCUUUCUAAUUAAGCCUCCAGAUCUUAACGAGUACUAUAAUGUAUAGUUGAACUCGACAAUCACUCGACUCUCUGUAUUGAUAAUUCUCGAGGGGAGGAAACAAAAGAAGAUAAGGAGAAAAAAAGGAAAAGAAGGAAAGAUAGAAAGGAAAAGCAAGAGUGGAAAGGAAAAAUGAAAGAAUAAAAAAAAGGAAAAAAAAAGAAAAAAAAGGGUAUCCCUGAGCCGUUGGAAAAAGCUGCUACUAUUCUUGAGAAAAUUGUUAUUUCAAGUAUCUGCUGGGAUUUUUUCGAGUUCACUAUCUAUUUCUACUUCUUUUUCCUUCUUCGAGCAUUCUUCUCGCCUUUCUCGACGUCACUUUAUAGGAAAGUGGGAAUUCUCUUUCGUUGCGCCACAUUUUUACGUUCCUUUCUGUGAGAGUUUCUCUUUUGAAUUUGACCCUUUUUUUCUUAUUUUGUUAGAAGUUCUUCCAAUCUUUCUACAAUUGUCAAUUGAGAAUGGAAAAUAGUAUUGUACGAUCAGACCUUAAGUCAAUAUGAAGAAUUUUUCUGAAUGGAAAUGAGCGAAUGUAGCGAAAUGUUAAGCUAAUGAUAGAAUGCGUUUUAUAUAUAUAUUAAAAAGAAAAAAGAAAAAAAAAAUAAAAAAAAAAAUAAAUAAAAAGCGUGAAAUCCGAGAUGUAUGAAUAUUCUCUUCACGUAUAAAAGUUCGAAAAAUGAAUGAACAGAGAAAAGGAAAUAGAUAGAUCGUGUAAGAGAUUUUUUUCACGUGGAAGAUAUAAUCUUUAUACGAUAGUACGAAUUUUUGUUUUUCAAGAAAGAUGACAAAGAUGAGCUAAGAAUAACUAACUUUUUAAAGAAAAUAAGAAGAAAAUAAGAAUCGUUACGAUCAAAUCAAAAAUAUAUUAUAUAAAAAUGAUGAAAUUAAAUUCUAAUUCGAUCGGAAGAACUUCUAAUCCAUUCUUAGUGAGAGGAGAAAAAUAAAUUUGAUGAGGAAUAAUGUAUCGAAUAAAAUCGAUUAAAAAUCUUUUUCGUUUCGGAACAGAUUGCUAGAAUUGUUAUCAAAAGUAUCACGAGAGAGACGAUCAAGGGAAUCGGAAUCGUGGGCCAGGAAUUGCGUUGCAAGUCACAAUCAGCUCGCGAGACAAAUCAAUUUUUGCUUUUUUGUACACGGAGAUAUACACGUAGUAAGAUACCGCGAUGGAUUAUUCGCGAUUUGUCCGAGCGAGCGCUUUAAAGGUUAAGCUGUUUCAUAGUAAGUUUGUCGUUAGGGGAAAUCGGUUGUGUCACCCAGAAGACCCGGGAUGAUUAGUGAUCGAUGUCCACUGGACGAGGCAGAGGCAACCAGAGACUCGUUUUCUCGUCGAUCGAUCGUCGUCGAAUCGAAUGUGUCGUUUUUUUUUUUUUUUGUAACAAAAAUCGAUUUUUUUUUUAUUCCUUUUUAACCUCCUAUCUCUAGCUUUUUAUUCGACGUAUUAUUAUUCGAAUGGGCCACCCUUCUAAGAGUUGAUCCAACUGUGGUGUCCUGAUAGACACUCUAGAAGUAGAUUUUUUAACGAUCACGGAAUAUCUAUGUUUUUUUAGACGUCCGUUUCUUUCGGAAAACAGACUUUGGAAACAAUGGAUCGUUUUUUGAGAUUUGAAGGAUUGAAAUUUUUCAAUGAUCGAUCAGAUAUGGAAAUGGAAGUUUGAGUUAUUACAGCGCUGGUAACAGGAAGACCCGUUCCAGAUAUUAUUUUACAAAGAAUAUGAUUUUUAAACUUAAAAUAAAAAUUUAGCUUUUUAAUCGAGUUAAUAAUUUUUUUUCUUUGUUUUAUCAGUUUUAUUUGACUCAGUGGAAAAAUUGAAAAAAUUGAAAUUUUAUUUUUGUUAUAUUCGAUUUAAAAUAUUUUUAAAUAUAGAUUUUCAUGAAGGGAAACAAUGUUUUAAUCUUCCAUUCUCUUUCAUCGUGUUAAAGAAGUAAUAAAAAAAAAAUAAUAAUAAUUUUAUUACGCUACAAAUUUCUGUAUCUUUCGAAAUUUUCGAAAAGAUCUGGAAGGGUCUCGAAAUUCAAGAAAAUUCACUUUCCAUCUCGAGUCGAAUAAAUUCCCAAAUGCGUAAACUAUUUAAAAAAAAAAAAAAAAAAAAAGAGGAAAA
Apis cerana (Asiatic honeybee) is the source of this 11764-nucleotide messenger RNA. It is a transcript of the gene heph, whose product is annotated as polypyrimidine tract-binding protein 1 heph. Gene Ontology annotation, cellular component: nucleus. The record is from RefSeq and is a predicted model, not a curated record. Gene Ontology annotation, molecular function: RNA binding. Lineage: Eukaryota; Metazoa; Arthropoda; Insecta; Hymenoptera; Apidae. Gene Ontology annotation, biological process: mRNA processing.